AUGGACAGAGACAGGAGAGGAAGAGGAGGGAGAGGAAGGAGAGGAAAUCGUGGUGGAGAGGUACGAAAUUGUAACCCUAUAAGGGAGAGUGGGAUAUGUUGAGCCACCCCCUGCUGCUUGGAAUCAAUUCAUUCAAACAGCUUUUUAUCAGUUAUAUGCAAUAAUAAGAAGAAUUAUUGUACCAGUUGAAUAACAUAUAAUAGAUAAAAAUACACAUGAAUGUGAAGAAGUGACUUAUUUAGGGAGAGAGAGGGUGAGAGAGGGCUGGGGUGGAGAGUAGGGGUGUAGUAGGAAUACAGCUCAACUUACCCCACUCCUUACCCCGUGUGUGGGGUAAGUUGACCAUAGGAGACCACUUUUUUUGGCAUGCUAUAUUAUCAAGUCAGUUAUGUUUACACUCAUUCUGUUAGUUUGCAGAGAUGCACAACACCGUGAAAUAUAUGCAGAUACACGAGUUAGAGACAAAACUAUGAUUGCCUUGAUGUAGUGAUCCGAAAUAGGAAAAAUGGUUCAUCUUACCCCACUCUCCCCUAUUGAUAUUUUCCUUUUCCUUUUGGCAAAUAUUCAGAGAUUUGUUUAUUCUGACAUCUCUUAGUGACAAGCUCUCUCUCUCACUUUAAUAAUGUCUCCUCCUUAAUAGGACAGAGAUGUACGCUUGUCUAAAUCCAUGUCCUAUGUUCUUCGCCACGGGGCAAACCAGAUGGGUCUCCACAUGGGCACAGGUGAGCACUUCACAAUACCUUUACAAUAGGCUCUGAGUGACACACUUUCUCUUAACUAGUGCAUUCCGACUCUUCGACAACAUUCCUCUAAUUAAUUCUAAAUUCAUAGGUACCAUAAACUGUAGAUUUAUAUGGUAAAUGGUGAAUAGGCUGCAUUUAUAUACCACUGUUUUUUUGUCCUCUAACCACUCAAAGAGUCAUUAACACCACGUACACAUUCACCCAAUUACAGUACAUUCACACACUGACAAACUGCAUUGUAAGUGCCAGAGAGAUUGUGCCUGAGUCCACCCCCUCUGUUCAGAGAAGGUUUCUCCAGCCUGGUAAAGAUGGCUUCUUUAACUCCUCUUUCAAACCAUCUGUCCUUCUAAAGUGAUUUUAGAAAUAUACUGAUUAUACUGUAAGUGCGAUUAGAGAUACAUUUAAUGGGCCCCAAGAAAAAGUACUACUUGACCUGAUGUUUAAUAUUGCUUUAACCACUAACUCUUGCUUAAGUCAUUCCUUCUACACCAGCGACUGUAUUCUAUGAAGCUCAAAAUGCUGUAAGACUUGCAGACUAAGUUUUUAAACUUCUUACAGAUGGCUUCAUGUUUGUGGAGGAGCUCCUAGCUCACCCACAGUUCAGCUCAUACUCACUGACAGAUGUAGAAAGAGUCGUGGCCAAUAAUGACAAGAAGCGCUUUAAACUCUGCCCUCACCCAGAGGAUGGUCGUCUACAGAUUCGAGCCAGUCAAGGCCAUACAGUACAGGUAUGCAAGGCAGUAAAUCAGGAUGAAGUGUGUGCAUUUUUUGAAGGAUAUUUGAUUUUUCCAACAAAGCAUUAUCUCAUGAUGCACUUUCCAUCUGAAUACAGAUACACGUGUUGUAUGUACGUGUUGAGAGUCUUCUUUUUGGUCAGCUAUCAUGAUAAAUCAGGAACAGAAACACUGCAGCACAGAGACACAGAGAGUUUCAGUGUAAGAGUAUGUAGAUAGCAAGUAUCAGAUACCAAUAAAGGUCUAAUACACCAAUCUACAAUUACCCAAUGCUUUAAAUGCAGGCUUUCAGUUUUAAUCUAGACAUAAUGACUGCAAUACUGAGUGAAUGGUGUACAAUCUGAAGACGAUUUUAUCCAGAGACCGCACAUUCCAGGGUCUCAAAAGUAGACGGGCAAACUAAAACAAUAUAAAAUGAAGCUGCCGCACUUAUUAUUACAGUAUCUACUAAUACAUUCUGCUUUCUCCUGUUUAUAAAUGAAAUACAGAGCAAAUCUGUAUGAGUCCUUGUUGUCCCUGACAAUGCACUCAAGUAUAAUUUACACAAUCUACACAUUCAGAACAUCAAUUUCAAUCUCAUUUCCAGGUGACAUAUGUUUGUUCCUCUGGCAGCAAAUUGAAGUGAAAAAUUGAAUUUGAGUCAUCUUAAUUAAGUACAAUCAGUGCAGAGUGAAGGUGUAAAAGUACAUCUGAGGAUAGAACACUUGAGCUUUGAUGCAUCCUCAACUUUAAUUGCAUUUACUUUAUUGCUGUUUAUAUUCCUCUUAAAUCUUUGCAGAUGCAUUUGCUUUCAAAAGUCACACCAUUUCAGAAAAUGAGAUGUAUAUUAACCCUUGGCUUUCAUCUGUAGAUUUCUCAAUGAGAUUCGUGACAAAACAGUUUUUUUUUGUUUUUAAGGAUUUAAUUUGGUUGUAAAAUCCACUCAUAUGCCCUUUUUCUUAAACCCUGUCUUAAUACUGGUUGCAUAAAUAUGUUCAGGUACAGGACUUGGAGCUAAAACCAGUCCUGGCUGGUUCUUCUGACUGUCCUGCGGAGGCUGUUCAUGGCACCUAUCUCCGCUACUGGAGCUCCAUCCAGCAGCAGGGCCUGAGCCGCAUGAAGAGAACGCACAUCCACCUGGCACCCGGCCUGCCAGAGGAGGAUGGAGUCAUUAGCGGUAAACUGUUUUUGUGUGUGUGAGAGAGAGAGAGUUGGGGACCAGAGUGUGUUGGUGCUGACAGCUUAACAUUUUGACAAAUAGGUUCUACUCUGUCAUUUAUCUCCCUGCCAGGCAUGAGGAGAGACUGUGAAAUUGCAGUGUAUAUUGAUGUCCCUAAAGCUCUUGCUGGUAAAGUCCGCACCUGAUAAGCACUGCCAAAUAUACUCAAUACAGCCUCUGUGUAUACCAAGAAGCUCUCUUACAUAUUUUUCAUGUACAGAUGGUAUUCAGUUCUUCUGGUCAGAAAACGGCGUAUUGCUGACUACAGGCAACGCAGAGGGGAAACUCCCUCCUAAAUACUUCAGCCAAGCCUUAAGACUGAGACCUACAAGUAAGGGAAAAAAUCAAUUCUUAUCCUUUACAGCUUGAUUCAAGGAAUAAACAUACUUUGUUCUAUUUUUCAGGAAGUAUCCUGCCACUGCAGUAA
Xyrichtys novacula (pearly razorfish) is the source of this 3102-nucleotide messenger RNA. The record is from the annotation of a GenBank genome assembly. Lineage: Eukaryota; Metazoa; Chordata; Actinopteri; Labriformes; Labridae.